Bactrocera oleae (olive fruit fly) is the source of this 1852-nucleotide messenger RNA. It is a transcript of the gene Coprox, whose product is annotated as oxygen-dependent coproporphyrinogen-III oxidase. The record is from RefSeq and is a predicted model, not a curated record. NCBI's taxonomy places the organism in Eukaryota, Metazoa, Arthropoda, Insecta, Diptera, Tephritidae. Gene Ontology annotation, cellular component: cytoplasm. Gene Ontology annotation, molecular function: coproporphyrinogen oxidase activity.
UCAAGUACGGUGUUUCCAACUUAGAAGCAAUUUCUAGAUCGUGUAGCGUCCGGGUAAUUGAAUACCUUAUCAUUUUUUAUGUCACGUUGUGUUGCUAACGGUUCGUAACAAAAAGCGAUUACGUUGGUCAACAUUGAACAUAUGUGAAUUUCGUUUCACCGGCUAGCAGCUUUUUAAACACUAGUUUAAUAAAUUUUUUAUUGGUGUUUGCACAAAGUUAAUGAUAAGAUAAUUACGGGAACUUUGAAAUUUAAAAUUACAGUAUUAUAUUAAUUAAACGGAAGAAGUUGAAUUUGUUGAUAAUAUUAGUAACAAAUAUUUGGUUGACGGAGUUAGUGCAACGAUUACAUUGUCACAGUCACGUCGUCCAGUAAAACGCUUGCAACAAUCAAAUUUCUAGUAUUCAAAAGAGUGUACUGUAAGUUUGCAUAAUGGCUUUUACAAAAAGCAUACGACGAGCGUUGACCUCUAUUGCCACCUAUCAGAUGGGACGUCGUUACAGCGGCAGGCAGGUACGUUAUUUAAUUGUAGGUGUUGGCUUGGCUACUUCUGCUUCCAUCUCCUUUGUACAUUUGGAAGCUGCUAGAAAAAGCAAGUUUAAUACUUCCAUCUAUAUGGCAGAACCAAUUACUGAUACUAAUACGCUGAUUGAAAAUGAGGAUGAUAUGCGUACUAAAAUGGAGUUAAUGAUAAUGAAAGUUCAAGCAGACUUUUGUCGUGCCUUAGAGGCUGAAGAAUACGCCGGACAAAAAUUCAAAGUCGAUCGUUGGCAGCGUGCAGAAGGUGGCGGCGGUAUUACGUGCGUCCUACAGGAUGGUGAAGUAUUUGAGAAAGCUGGUGUUAAUAUUUCCGUUGUAACUGGCAUGUUACCACCGGGUGCUGUGCAACAAAUGCGUACUAGAGGAAAGAAUUUAGCCGAAGGCAAGAAGUUGCCAUUUUUUGCUGCUGGCGUAAGUGCUGUAAUACAUCCUAGAAAUCCACAUGUCCCAACGAUACAUUUCAACUAUCGCUAUUUCGAAGUUGAGAGUGAUGGUGAGAAGCAAUGGUGGUUCGGCGGCGGCACAGACUUGACGCCAUAUUAUUUAAACGAAAAGGAUGCGGUACAUUUUCACAAAACACUGAAGAACGCAUGUGACGAACAUGACUCAAGUUACUAUCCACGCUUUAAGAAAUGGUGCGAUGAUUACUUCCGCAUUACGCAUCGAAAGGAAAGUAGAGGUAUUGGUGGUAUAUUUUUCGAUGAUGUCGAUACACCGAACCAAGAGGGAGCGUUUAAAUUUGUUACUAGUUGUGCUAAUUCGGUAAUCCCUUCAUACAUGCCGCUUGUGCGCCAACACAAAAACGAUGAUUAUGGCGAUAAUGAGCGACAGUGGCAACUUUUGCGCCGUGGCCGCUAUGUGGAAUUCAAUUUAAUCUACGAUAGGGGCACAAAAUUCGGUCUCUAUACGCCAGGUGCGCGGUAUGAAAGUAUACUAAUGUCAUUGCCGUUGACAGCGCGUUGGGAAUACAUGCAUACGGUGCCAGAAAAUUCAAAAGAAGGGAAACUUUUGGAAGUACUAAAAAAUCCUAAGGACUGGAUUGCUAGUGCUCAAUAGAUUGAAGGAAGAUCAGAAGUCUACGUAAAAACCUACUAUAACCAAGAGCUCAUAUAUAAUUGGUCUUCGUUUAACUAGGAAACUAUGUAAAAAAGACAAUAGAAGUGUUUGUUUAAUUUACAUUAUGGUGCACAUUACUUCAAAGUAGUAUAGUAUAAUGGUAUGUUGUUGUGGGUGUCUGAACAAUAAAAUUUAUUUGUAUAAUUAGAUUUGUAUGUACUUAAAGAAGAAUAAAGUGCACUUUUUGUAACAAUUUA